UGCGAGCGUGUGUUUGGUUGCAGUGAGGUGUCGUCAUGAACUUCGCGCCGUUCACGGGUCACAUCCCGACAGCGGCGGCGAUACCGACGAUCCACCAGUUCGCAGCGAAGUUCGGAUAUGAAGGCUCCGGCGGCGGCGGCGGCGUGGUGCAGGAGACGCGCUACCAGGCGGCGGCGGGCAACAGCGUGCAGUUCGCGGUGGCGCCCGCCGGCGUGGUGGACGGCGUCAAGUUCCGGCAGGCUGAGAGCGUGGUGGUGGUGAGUGCCGCGCAGCCCGGCACCGUCGCGCUUGCCGGCAUCGCGCCCAUACACACUGUAAACUCGGGCGUGAAGUACCAGACAAUAUCGGCGUCGACAUCGUCAGUGAACCUGGGCAACAUCGCAUACGGCGGUCAGACGGGCUAUGUCCACGACUCCGUGCUGAAGGAACGAUCUGACAAGAGGGAGUACAGAGAGGAGCACCACGACUUGAUGGCGACCAUGAUGCAACAACACCAGGUGACGCAAGCGCCCCUGCAACAAGGUCAGCAGCUGCUAGUAGUGCUACACGAGCCGAAGGAGGCGGCGGCGUUGGCGCGGGCCAUCAAGCAGGAGGCCCGGCCCGACCGCGCGCAGGCCAACCAGCACAACGAGUAUAUCAGUAUCGGCGAGGUGGACUCUUCGACGUGGCAGUCUCUCGGCGGCGGCGUGGCGGACUACCUGUCAGCGCUGCCAUUGCCGUUGCACCACCUGCUGAAGUACUCCACGCCGGUCUCCGCAGUCGAGGGCAAGAGGGAGGAGCCAGCUAUAGUCGCCGUCGCUGCGAACACCUUGCCUUCAAUGUCUAGUAUUGCUUCUCCGGAGCCUCCCCAAGUGGCAUCAAACCAGAACAGCGUGCUGGUGCAGACGACGUCCAUAAUGAACCACAGCCCCACCAACACCACUACCACCAUCGUGGGACCCAAGAAGAAGAAGAAAAAGAAAGCCGCCAAGGAGAAGAAACCGAGGCCCAAGCCGGGGGAGAUACGACUUACUACUGCUUUGGACGGCAGCACGCUAUACUGCUGUCCGGAAUGUCACAUGGCGUAUCCGGAGCGAGGGCUGUUGGAACAACACCUGGUUGGACACACCAUGGAGAGGAGGUUUAUCUGCGACAUCUGCAACGCGGCGUUGAAACGCAAAGACCACCUGACUCGCCACAAGCAGUCGCACAACCCCGAGCGGCCCCACGUGUGCUCCGUCUGUCUGAAGGCGUUCAAGCGGAAGGAACAACUGACCUUGCACUUCGUCAUACACUCUGGAGAGAAACGGCAUAUCUGCAACGAGUGUGGGAAAGGAUUCUACCGUAAAGACCACCUGCGCAAGCACACGCGGUCGCAUAUCGCGCGGCGCGUGAAGGCGGAGCUGUCAGCGGGCGGGCAGGCCAGCUCGCCGCCGCUCGCGGAGCCCCCCGCCCCCGCGCCCUCCUGACAACCCUCGGACAAGGCUGACAUACUCGCCCUUAUUGCUGCUGCUAAAGAAGCUUUCUAGAUGCGUAUGAUUUUAUGUAUAUUUUACGGGCAAGUAGUGAAUGACGUCGAAGGCAUUUAAAAAAAAUGGUGGCGCUUCUUCCAAACCGCGUGCGAUGCGUCACAGUCAGAAUCUCCAAUUUACCCGAAUUAAUAAAUGGAGAUGAUAGAUAUGAGGCUGUAACACCAAACUGUAUCCCCCGAUUUUGUUAUCAUUUGGUUUAUUGAAUUGCCUCCCAAUAUGGAACCAAUUUAAAAGACGAUAUUCACGUCAAAAUAUAUUAUAUUGGUUGACAGUCGCUUCUCUAAAAAUCCAAACCUCAAGCUAGGUAAGAGGACCUCG
Messenger RNA from Pectinophora gossypiella (pink bollworm), 1829 nucleotides. Its product is annotated as adult enhancer factor 1-like. The transcript is spliced from 8 exons. The record is from RefSeq and is a predicted model, not a curated record. The coding region runs from base 36 to 1448 and encodes 470 amino acids. NCBI's taxonomy places the organism in Eukaryota, Metazoa, Arthropoda, Insecta, Lepidoptera, Gelechiidae. Gene Ontology annotation, molecular function: RNA polymerase II cis-regulatory region sequence-specific DNA binding; DNA-binding transcription factor activity, RNA polymerase II-specific. Gene Ontology annotation, biological process: regulation of transcription by RNA polymerase II.